AUUGAAAACAGACUGCGGUGUCUCCACGUGAUCCUUGAGCAUUCUGCGAAAACUUUCGGAGCGGACUCGGGACUUGUACUAUUGGGAGCGAUGGUGAGACCCUGUUGCGAGAGAAACCUUCUCAAUGAACAGAUGAUUCGGAGAGAGUAUUUAAAGUCGACACGCAGUUGAGAUGGGUUGCAAACGAAGAGAGCCCAUCGCACCUCGGGUAACGUGAAUAGGAUUGCGGCUACAUCCGUCGCGACCACCAGUUCCUCAGGUUGCUCAAACGCUCAGCCCGCUUCCGGAGCCAAACUUCGUCAAGGUCGAACUCGAUCCGGAGGCAGUGAGCGCUCGUAUCGCCGAGGAUUCCGCUGACUCGGACAUUCCUGAGGAGGAACCCAUCGAGCUCGCGUGCCUAUCAUCGUCGCCGACCGCCCUAAUCGGGAAUCCCUUCCAGCUCGUGCUCAAGGAGCCUGUCGCCCGCGCUCCCUUGGCGAUCCCCGAACCAGAGCUGUGUGACACUGAAACUCAGACCGAUCGGCGAAAAAUGUACGACCGAGGCGUGCAGACGUCGCGCGUCGAUAUAGUCGCCAUUGACUCAUCGAUACAGACGCAGCCGAAGCUCAAAAGCGUCACAAAUGACGAUGUCGAAGCAAACCACAUCAUAGGUCAACCGUCCCUCGUGCAGCUGUGGAAAGGGCUCCUAUUCGCUUCGAUGUCGGCUCUGUUCUUUUCGGUUUGCUCUGUUAUUGUGAAGAACUUAAAGUACAUGCCCGUAACUCAGCUGUCCAGCGUGAGGUUCUGCGGCAUUCUUCUCUUGUCGCUGCCGGCCGCAAUAACCAGGAGCGAGCCGCUUUUCGGGACGCCAGGGACACGAUGGAUGAUGCUGGUACGUGCGCUUGCAGGAGCCAUCAGUCUCAUGCUCCGAUUCUUCGCGUUCCAGCACAUGCCGCUCGGAGACGCUUCAACAAUCAUAUUUUCCGUGCCAAUUUUCGUCACGGUCAUGGCGCGGAUCUUCCUCAAAGAAGCCUGCUCCGUUUUCCACGUCGUGACUUGUUUCCUGACCCUGUUCGGGAUAGCCAUGAUAAGCAAGCUCCCAAUGCUGUUCGGGAAUCCCGACGACGCUCAACUCAUAGUCGGCGAGAAUAAUUUGCGACUCUAUGGAAUACUUGCGGCGCUGUCGUCCUGCGUCUUCGCCGCGUCAGUAAUUAUCUUGCUGCGCAAGCUGAAAGAAACCGAUCCAUACGUUAUCAUGUUCAACUUCGGUUGGAUCGCGCUCAUUCUAUCGGCGGUCGCCACCUUCAUCAUCCACGGGCAGCUGGUACCACCGAGAAAUCUCGUGGACGCGGGUCUACUCGUGGUUCUCGCCGUUCUCAGUUUCUUCGGACAACUGAUGCUCACGUUCUCGUUACGCACUGAGCAAGCUGGACCAGUGUCCGUGAUGCGAGCCACUGUCGACAUCGUACUCGUAUUCAUCUGGCAAGUCUUGUUCUUCGAAGAAAUUCCGGAUCUUGUGACCAUUGCCGGUGUGAUUUUGGUGAUGACCUGCGUGAUUUUCACGGGUUUCCGCAAAUGGGCUAUGAGCUUGCCCGAGCAGAGCAAUACGCGCAGGAAGCUCAAGUGGUGUCUCUGAACGCUCGACCGGAGAGUAACUUUUCUUCUAGCCUUUAGUCAACAACUUUGUCGGUGUAUUCGACGCCGAACUAGCGUAGGCGAUGUCGAUGCUCGGCCUCUCGGAGAUCCUCCCGCCCGGCACGAGCUCAGUGCUGGGUCCACUUUGUAAAAAGGGAGUCUGUCGGAAGAGCAGCUCAUUUGUAAAACCCAUUCAUCAUAUUCUGCUCGGUAUUUAGUUCUAUUUGGUAUGACGGGAAUUGUAUGGAGUAGGAAUCCAGUUAUCGAAUCGGGUGAGCGACGCCAAGCGGAGCCUUGGGAACUCGGACACGAGGAAUGUAUUUUCAA
This is a messenger RNA of Galendromus occidentalis (western predatory mite), 1941 nucleotides long. RefSeq names its product solute carrier family 35 member G1. Lineage: Eukaryota; Metazoa; Arthropoda; Arachnida; Mesostigmata; Phytoseiidae. The record is from RefSeq and is a predicted model, not a curated record. The transcript has 2 exons. Gene Ontology annotation, cellular component: membrane. Bases 530 to 1615 code for a protein of 361 amino acids.